GGCUGAGAUCCCUGCUGGGCCUUGCCAGAGCUGAGCUUCAGCACCGCGGGGAUGAAUCUGCCCUGGGGAAGGAGCCCUGCCCGCUUGUGGAUUUGCCCUGAGUCAUCCCUCUCUCCUGAGGCCACAGGAAGAAACCAUUGUGUGCAGGGGUGGAGGCAGCCCUCAGCCCAGGCCUAAACCAGGGAGGCCUGGGAAAGUGGGGCCAUGGACUGGGUGAAAAAUGGCCACGGCAGGGGGUCUCCCGGCAGGCCGAGUCAUGGAGCCAGCCUCCCCCAAUAGCCUGGUCCUCCCACCAUGAGCGUGCGAGAGCCCCGGUGCACCGUGCUAGCCAGUGGGCCUAGAGCCAGAGAUCUGAGGCCUUUGGGGCAGCCCUGCGGGUGCCUGGGGAGGGACGGGUGCUGGUAGGAGGGAUAGCCCAAGCCAGCUGACAAGCGGGGCGGGCCAUGCUCACACCAGCCCUUGGGCGGGCUCAGACCAAGUUUCACUUCCCGCCACUGCUGCUGCCGGCAGCAAGAACCAGGCAGAGUGUGCACCCCGAGUCAUUGCUGCCUGCCGGCUCCUUGGUAAGUGAGAACCCCCAAGGGAAUGAGGCAGGGUGGGAGGGCCGUGGGUACCCCCCACACUAAGAGGCCACCAGGGGAGGAGCUGAGCCUGCACCUGAACAGCCGAGUGAGCGGGUCCCACUAAAGAAGCCAUCCUACCUUCUCUGUCUUCCUGCCUGAAAGUGGGUGCUGGAGCUCAGCAACAGGCCCUAAUGGGGCAGGGAAGGCCAGAGAGGUGUUCCCACCCCACCCGCCCUACUGCCCGUCAGCGGGCACUCACCCUCCCACCCCAACCCCCUGCUCCUCCGCAGGCUCAGCGGCGGACACCCACCAUGGGCUCGCGGGCCCUGCCCCCAGGGCCUGUGCAGACCCUCAUCUUCCUGGACCUGGAGGCCACCGGCCUGCCCUUCUCCCAGCCCAAGAUCACUGAGCUGUGCCUGCUGGCCGUCCACAGAUAUGCCCUGGAGGGCCUUUCCGCCCCUCAGGGGCCUGCGCCGACAGCGCCUCCACCGCCCCGGGUGCUGGACAAGCUCUCCCUGUGCGUGGCUCCAGGGAAGGCGUGCAACCCCGCGGCCAGCGAGAUCACGGGCCUGAGCACCGCAGUGCUGGCUGCCCACGGGCGUCGGGCCUUUGACACCGACCUGGUCAACCUGAUCCGCGCCUUCCUGCAGCGCCAGCCACAGCCCUGGUGCCUCGUGGCCCACAAUGGUGACCGCUACGACUUCCCCCUGCUCCGGGCUGAGCUGGCGCUGCUGGGCCUGGCCAGUGCUCUGGACGACGCCUUCUGUGCGGACAGCAUCGCUGCCCUGAAGGCCCUGGAGCCGGCUGGCAGCUCCUCGGAGCACGGCCCAAGGAAGAGCUACAGCCUGGGCAGCAUCUACACACGCCUGUACGGGCAGGCCCCGCCAGACUCGCACACUGCCGAGGGAGACGUGCUCGCCCUGCUGAGCGUCUGUCAGUGGAGGCCGCGGGCCCUGCUACGGUGGGUGGAUGCUCAUGCCAAGCCCUUCAGUACCAUCAAGCCAAUGUACGUGGUCACAACCUCUACUCGAACCGACCCAAGGCCAUCUGCUGUCACAGCCACAGUGCCCCUGGCCAGAGCCAGCGACACCGGCCCCAACCUUCGUGGAGACAGGAGCCCCAGGCCAACCUCUUCCCCAGUGAAGCGCCCUGGAGCCCCACCCGGGGAGGGGCUGCUGGCCCCUCUGGGCCUGCUGGCCUUCCUGACUUUGGCGGUAGCCACGCUGUAUGGGCUGUCACUGGCCAUACCCGGGCAGUAGGCCAGGAAGGGAAGUCUGACUAAUAAAAAACCCCCACAGCACUGA
Messenger RNA from Odocoileus virginianus texanus, 1867 nucleotides. Lineage: Eukaryota; Metazoa; Chordata; Mammalia; Artiodactyla; Cervidae. The record is from RefSeq and is a predicted model, not a curated record.